Messenger RNA from Trypanosoma brucei brucei TREU927, 2850 nucleotides. RefSeq lists its product as hypothetical. The transcript has a single exon. The record is from RefSeq and is a predicted model, not a curated record. Bases 1 to 2850 code for a protein of 949 amino acids. NCBI's taxonomy places the organism in Eukaryota, Euglenozoa, Kinetoplastea, Trypanosomatida, Trypanosomatidae.
AUGGGCUCUGGGUUUGUUACUAGGCUUGUUUCGCUGCGGAGGCGCAAACGGCUGUUAUUUCAUGUGGUGGUCGUUGCCUUUGCGCUGUACAUACUAAGUAUUUUAUUUAUGCUGUAUGCCGACGUGUCAACAUCGAAGAACUCCGCGAGUAGCGCAGCUACCCCGCCUUCCACGCCCGGAUCUGUCGCUCCUUCAAGGGAAUGGAAACCUGAUGAAUUAGGGCCUAAAAUAACGGAGUAUUCGACGAGGGUUGUGGGGCCGCAAGAAAGGGACUACAUCCUUGAAGUGCAGAAGGCUGCAUUAGCUGAAGCAGGUCGAAGCGGACUGCGUGCUGUAACGAGCAGAACGCUUGUGGAUGUGGGUGUGUCCGAAAAACAGCUGGUGAGUGGGUUCCUCACGCGUGUGUAUAACAGCGAUUCUGCGAAGAGUGGUCCACAAGUAGAAGGGCCAUUGCAACUUAUGCCUUACUAUAAACAAGAUUCCAGACGCAAGGAUGCCCAUAUUGCCUACUACGAUGGAAUUAUCGAUUUGGACCAAAACGCCUUCGCGGAGGCGGUAGAGAACCACCUCUUUAGCGAAAUGCUGUUGCUUGUAUUUAGUGAUUGGGAUGAGGCUACGGAUAAAUACAUCGCACUUUUGCAACGACUAUCGGAAGCAAUGAACCCCUACAAGGAAGCCCCACAAGGGAGCUGGCACGUUCUUCUUAACAGCAUAUUAUCAAAGGUAUCCGAAAACCAAGCACCAAAUGUUGUAACUGCACGCGUCAACGCCUUCGCCACCUUGUCUACCGGUGGUGGGACAGGAAGGGAGGGGCGUAAUCAUCUAUUUUUAUGGCCAACAGCGAAAUCAGAGGGGCCCGUGCAGGUCAUAGCUGCUAUCAGAAAGGCAGAUUUCGGGGAAUAUCACUUUUUCGGCAGCGAGACACUGAAAAUGACGCUCCACUCUCCCAGCCUUUUCUUCUGUUCAGGUGGAAAAAAAAACGUGCACAGGUACGAUGGACCCUUAACAGAGAAGGGCUUGAUCAACUUCGUUCAUGCACAUACAUCAUCACAUUUGCAACUGACGAAGAAAGAGGAAAUAGACGCUGUACUGGGGAAGUAUGACCGAUUCCUCCUCAUUCUGUGCAAGGGUUCAGGCUACAAUGAGGGGAGUGGUACCUCUCCGAUGCGCGAGAUUCUCCUCGAAAAUGACGACAUCCACUUCAAGCUUCGGACAAAGAUCCCCACCUUCUUCGUACAAGAGGAAAUGAUGGAGGAGGCGCACUCGAUCAACUGGAAAGCACUGAAUAUCAUCGAGACAAAGGAACUGAAGCUGGAGAGCUUAAAGUUCUUGGUUGACGACCCCCAAGCCGGUGUGACGGCCGACUUCAUAACUCAACUUCAUGCAUUUCCGCUUUCGGACGACACAAGGCUCCUGCUUUUGGAUAGAAUGGUGCCCAAGGGUGAAAGUAAGGCUUCUCCACUUGAUCACUUUACGGGAGUUGCCCUGCGUUUUCCCGCACCGAGUGGGAAGACAAACUUCUCGGCAUGGGUUAACACCGUCGGGACGCGUCUCGUGGAUUACGCAGAGGAUAUGAUGUCGGAAAAGGCAUAUUUGGUGCCCGUGAGUGGCUUAAACAUGCAGCAUGUGUACGAGCGACAUUUCCGCACGUCGUACCUCGCUCUAAAGAGACGGUUACGGCAACGUCAAGGGCUGACGAGUGCCCACGGAGCAUCAAAGGAAUCAUUGGAGGACCGGGGAAAUAAUCGAUUCUUAGUACUGGUCGUAUUGCCACCCACAGGUUCCGAGAGGGCCACCGGGUGUGAGCGGGCGGCCCGGCGAGCAGCAGGUACGGCUCGCCGUGACACGAAUGUCCAGUUCGCUUCAGCGGCUUUUGAGGAGGCGGAAGAAUUGUCUAAAGAGCUACGCACGGUCAUCUGGCGUGACUUCGAUGAAAAGAUGUCGGUGACUAACUGUGAAGUGUACGUUUUUAAUUCUGAUGGUGAUGUGCGAGGGGUGGACAUGGGCUAUGGUGAACUGCAAGGACCCAAGGGAGGGUGGGGACAACUUUUCCAUAGUGAUGUAGGAGGGUCUGUUGGAUCACCAAAGCACUGUAUGCCAGCCCCUCGUGCCCCCUCCCCGUCGGUAAUGUACAAGGCACUGAGAGGAUUGCGCGAUAGCAUAAGCAAGGAAACAAACGCUGAUGCGCGCGUGACCUACCGAAGCAUCUUGGUUAGUGCUGUGAAAGGUGUUGCACCAUCGUAUUUGUGGAUCCCUGAGGGGGAAAGCGUGCCGCUGAUAGCUUACAACCAGAAAGUGGAAGACAACCGUUGUGAGGCAGCAAAAGAGGAGAGUGUAUUCCUUCUUCUUAUUCACGAUAGUUCGUGUGCUGCAACUGCGAAUCAUUACAAGGCACUUCGCCUUCUGGGCAAUUGUCAGAAGAAGGGUGUUCUUCCCUCAUCGGUCAAGCUACUGGAGUACGACAUCUCCGAUCACUACACCACAUUAUUCACGGUAGAGAAACUUAUACAACCAAUUGCUGCACAAGUCGAUGUUGCCAAACGGACAGCGCUCUAUGAGCGGCUGCAGCCACUUCUACAACACACGGCAUCACUGCAUCCUCCACAAUUAGUUGUUGUCAACCAAACCCAUAUCCUAAGCACGCUGAAUACAGCAACGUACUACAUCCAGCAUUCGGUAAGUGGGCACAAACCUUUAAAAAAUGGGUUUGUUCGCACUGUAGCCAACAUGUUGAACCUCGUGGACUCUGGUAUACACGCAGACAGAAUUGCAUCUUGCAUGCUGCAGAGUUUGGAAGAUGAUCGUGCUGCACGGAAAAAGUACCGUCAUACCGGCAAACCUGAACAAUAG